UAAUGUGUGUAAAGAAUAACUCUAGACGACGAAUCUCCAACGUAAUACAACGCGACGAAUACGUUAACUAAUCAUUAAUUAACUGUCGAUCCCCUGUAAUGUUUUGUAUAAAGUACACGAGGAAAUUGAAAUUAAAAUCAGUUGAAGGCAUAAACACACCACAAUAGACACUCGAACUGAAGUAUUGGUCUGAAGAGUUCGUGUUUUAUUUGGAAUUAAAUUGCAUUCGUUGCAUUGAUUCUGGACUUUUGUUUUACAUAUUUAGAUUAUAGUGUAAGUAUUGUGAUCAAUUUAAGUAUACCAUAAGCAUGGACGAAAUGAUACUGCAUGUGAACAAAUGGACAUCACUAGUUGUGUUGUCAUGUAUCCUUACUCUACCUACAACACUUGGACAAGCUACGGCCGGAAGUCACCCUAUGUUGGCCUCGCUGUUCAACGUCGCCAACAACAUGCAACUAAUUAACCAACAAGGACAACAGGGAGGCGCACAUGUUCAACCAAUGCGGCCAAAUUUCAGUACACCUCCCCCACGGCUGGCCGAUCCAACGAACAACCUUCAUCAAAUAAUUCCUGGAUUUCCACAAGCGGUGCCAGUGCACAAGCGACCAGGAACACAUCAUACAGGAAUAUCUACUGGUGCUGAUAAGCCACACCUGCCAGGGUUCCAACAGCAGCCGACUUGGUCUGUAUUGUCCGGUCAACACGAUACGAAAAAGAUUAUCGGGGUUUCCCAGGAAACAAAUGGUGGUCCUCAAGUCGGAAAAUUACCAGAUAUUACAGAUGGACACAGACCUGUAAUCGCGGACGCAGCUGACAUGAUGUGUGGCCUCUGCAUGCAAACGAAUAACUAUACUUGCAUCCAGAAAUGGUGCAUGCAAACGAACGGUCCAUCCGCCUCAGAAAGCGUGCUCAUCGAUUCAAAUACAAAUGACCUUAGGCAAAACAUUCCCACUAAUCCUAGCUUCGUGGGAAAUGUUGCCGACUCCAAUGUGAAUGUGCAGGCCUUAGACUUCGCGAACAAUGGUCCAGCCGGGAUCCUGGAUGUACUCAAAAAGCACCCACUUCUCGGGGCAGGGUUUUCAAUGACAGGGGCAGGCCAAUCACAGCCCAACGUUGCCGUUCUGCCAUCAUUGGGAAAUGAUCAGGUCGUUUUUCAAAAUAAUGGUCCAAUAUCGGGACUACCUGUAGUUCCCGAAACGGCUAUAAGUGGGACACACAGUGUGGACAGUUUCCCUGCAAAACUGCCACCAAUAACGCCACCCAUUGACAACAUUCACAAUCAAGGUUCCGGAUCUGGAUUUGAACGUCCAAUAGAGCCAUCUCAAGGGGUAGGCAUUCCCGCCGCCCCAUUUUCACCAAACAAUGACAUUCCCAAUCAAGGCAACGAAUUUGGAUUUGGAACGUCAUUAGAACCAAUACCCACACCAAUAAAUCCACGCCCAGAAGAUAUACCCCUUGGACCAAUACAAUUAGGUGCAGUUGAAAUGCCUGCCCCUGGUGUACCUGACAUACGUGAUGUACCUCAGGCCAAUAACGUCUUUGAACAAGGCAAUAUCGAAAACCAAAUUCAACUUUUACAACCCCCUACUGGUCAAUCGAAUCAAGGACCAAAUCCCUCUGACUCAGCAGCCGCGAAUCAGCUCUUUGACGCGCUCCAAAACGAUAUAAACGUAUUUAAUACCGCUCCAGUCGGAACUCCAAACGAAGAAAUUCCACCGCCAUUCAGAACUACUCCAAUAGAAAUAGGAUCCACGGGCGGUGGUGCAUCCAGUCCGGACGGUGGAGUAAUAUCUGCAAAUGGGCCACCAAAAGAAGUACCCAUGAACAUGGCCAAUGAUGUAAAUAAUAUAGACUUUCAUGAGAGUUUCAGAAGGUUUUUAGCACUGCAAAAUGUACAAUUAUGGAACACAAUGCAAGAGUUUGACCUUAAGUCAUUCAACAAUGAAGGCCUGCCUGCACAGGUAAAUAAUGGCAUGCAAUUAGCAGACGUUGAUUUUCCGCAAGUUUCAAAUGUCGUAGAUUCACGACCAGUUAAUACUGGCAAUAUGCAAGGAAUAGCGUCAAGUGGGACGGCCACGAUGCAAGCACGUCAAGAUGUAGCGAUGGGAGGUUCAAUGCCUACAGGUGCACAGCAGUUCCCAGCAGGUUUUGUUGAAGAUUUUCCAACAACCACGCCUUGGCCAACACUUCCCACCAUGGAUCCCGUUAGAAAAUCUGAGCUCCAGGCUUUUAGUGGCAAUUUUCUGAGAGGAAUUGUUGGUCGAACAACGUAAAUAUAAAAUGAAAGAGUUUUUUAAGUGUAUAAAUAUUUAUCAUUGCUUACUGUUAUAUGGUUUGUCAGCUAGUGCAUGUUUAUGUAAUAGGUUGUGUGUACUGAACGCUUUAUAAAAUUUGUUCAAACAGUGUAUUUGACAUGUUUGUAUUGCUUCACGCAUGCGUAAUUAAGCACUUAUGCGUCUCAAAUCGGAACACCUCGGCCAUAUCCUCCAUACGACGAGCCGUGCAUCACUCGUUCGUGAAUUCAAAAACAGCAGCAGCAGCAACAACAUCAAUAACAAUACAAUAAUUUAUUAAUGCAUAAAUAAUUACGACUCGUAAAAGUAGUCCUUAGGCUUAAGUGCUUAAUUACAGUAACUACUCGCUCUACUCGCAGCGUAGUGAAAUGUAAAUAUUUCUGACAUUGUAAACCGUUCAUAUACCGAUGAUGCUCCGGUUUCCGCGUCUCCCGUUAUGGUGCUGUUUUAAUUUUACUAUUAAUAUUACGUUUUUAACCUAAUAACAAUUACAUGCAUGCAUUGUGUGAAAAAAAUCCAAACUUUCCAUGUAUCUACACCUUUACUAAGCACGUGUCAGUGGUUGUCUACGACAUUCUGGGACAGCCUUCGUAUAAUAGAUUAUUCAACUGAAAUUGUCAUUCGUUUAGUUUAAACUUUUUUUCUGACAACGAUUUUAAAGAACGUUACAUCAACUCAUGCUUAGUCACUUCCGUGCAAAAGGUGCUGCACGAGAGUGUGUCCUGUGUGUGUGCGUGUUGGGGAGGGGGAGUGCCCGGAGGAAACGCACUAGCUAUAGUCCGACUUCGUGACCACCAACUAAACUCUUAUAGACCAAGAGCGGGAAUUGACCCCUACGCUAACUGGAGUGUUUUGGCUGAAUGUUUCUCGCGAAAUUCAAUUUUCGGCUUAUAAUAAAUGCAUUACACGUGUAGAUAUAUCAUUGUAAAUAACCAUGUAUUUAAUUCCUUUUGUUGAUGUGAUAAAUGAUCAAACUUGAA
Mya arenaria is the source of this 3274-nucleotide messenger RNA. RefSeq lists its product as uncharacterized. The record is from RefSeq and is a predicted model, not a curated record. Bases 309 to 2273 code for a protein of 654 amino acids. Lineage: Eukaryota; Metazoa; Mollusca; Bivalvia; Myida; Myidae. The transcript is spliced from 2 exons.